This is a messenger RNA of Helicoverpa zea (corn earworm), 849 nucleotides long. RefSeq names its product kunitz-type serine protease inhibitor textilinin-5-like. The transcript is spliced from 2 exons. Bases 272 to 595 code for a protein of 107 amino acids. The record is from RefSeq and is a predicted model, not a curated record. Lineage: Eukaryota; Metazoa; Arthropoda; Insecta; Lepidoptera; Noctuidae. Gene Ontology annotation, molecular function: serine-type endopeptidase inhibitor activity.
ACGCUAGAUAAAUAUCAAUUACAGCUUCGAUCAAUUUGUGUAAACUAAACAAUGAUACGUAUUAAUUAUGGGUAGGUAUACAUGCAGUUAUUUAAACAAACAUUAAUUAAUCAGUAUUUUACAACUAUUUGUCUAAUGUUAUUACUCAUGGAAUAUUGGUAUGUAAUACAAACAGAAAUUCAAACGAGAUAACCCUAAUUGUUUCCGCGUUUGAUUGGCAUGCCAGCAUGUUUGCACCACGUGAUCGCCGAAGACGAAAUUGGAUUAGACAAUGCGGACGUUGUAUACUUUACUUUGUGUAUUGGCAAUAAAUGUCGUUCAGAUAAAGGCAGGACUGAACGAUUAUUUACAUGACUAUGUUAAAGAUGGACGCCCCGUUGACGGACCCUUCCCAGCCAAUCUUAAGAAUAUGCCAUACAUGUGCUACCAGGUGCCUUCGAAAGGACCUUGUAGCAAUAUGCAGGUGGCCUGGUUCUACGACAUCGUCAGAAGGAGAUGCAUGAGAAUGUUUUACUCUGGUUGUGGAGGAAAUGAAAACAAAUUUGCCACCCAACGCUCCUGCGAGCUGACUUGUAAUAAGGACAGAGCGAUGUAGCAAUGUAUUAGAGUAUCUUGUAAAAUAUCUAGGAGUAGGUACUCUAUAGUUGGCGCUUCGGAAUUGAGAACAAUUCGGAUAUUCUCUAUGUAAGGCAACUCUGUUUUUUUUCUGUUGUCCUAAAUGAUGCUAAAUUUAAAUUCGUAAGCGUAUCGAGUGUGACUGACGCUGAUGUGCUAAAUAUUUAAAAUCCGUCGUAAAAUUUUGACAAGAAAAAACGAGAAGCUUUUUAUGGCAUGGCUUUUUAUAUUGUA